CACCACCAGCAACAGCAGCAGCAGCAGCAGCAGCUGACGUGUGUAUACGCGCUGCUCUGCGCUGUAACGUUGGGAGAGCACACGGUGAGUGCGAUCGGACCCCUGGGGUGGUGGUGAUAGGUGCAACACGCCACCCACGCGUUCGAGACGACUCCGCCUGCUGCCUGCCGCGUCCGACAAACAUUUGCUCGCCACUUGAUCCCCCGGCGCUGCUCUGCUACGAUUGGUGUUGUGCUGGAUUGCAAAAUCCCACACCUCCGGGUGAGAGAGAGAGAGAGAGGCACUGGUACAGCAACAGCCGUGUGCACCGCGCGGUACAGCUGCUGGGAAAUGCGAAUGUAAUCUGCGUUGCUAAACACGCUGAUGUACACGCAACACGCAGCUACAUUGGGACCCGCUGAGGUUGUUGUUUGUUCGCUUGCAGCACCAGCAGCACCAGCAGCUACAUCUUGUGCCGAAUUCACCGAAUCGUGUCCGGUAAACAUCACCAUCAGCAGUCAACGGGACGUGCAUGAUGCAGAGACGGGCCAUCGUAUUGCCGCUCGUUGUCGCGCUCGUCGUCCUCACGUGCUGUGGCUACGCGGAGGCAACGCUUGGCAGGAACGGAACCACCACCAACAGUAGGCAGGAUGGCGCACCACCGAGUGCGAAUGAUGCCGCGUCCGCCAUGGUUGAUGCGUUGGCGGCAGUGGCGGCAAUCCCCGAAAAUCAUUCGUACGAUCGAGCGCAACGCAUCGUAGCCCGGAAGGGUGUUAGCAGCGAGACGGUAGUAACGCGGAACGGAUCUAGCUCGUCCUAUCCAACGGAAGACGUCGUCGCCGCCGCCCCAGCGCUGCUCAUGAAGCCAGCGGAUGUAGCGAAUGGGACGGUCCGGUCGGCAACUACCACCAGCAGCAGCAGCAGCAGCAGUAACAGCUCUGUUUCGAGCAGCACGGUUGUUGGUGCCAAAAACUCUUCCACGAGCACUUCAUCAUCCUCCACAGGUAGCUCACCAAUGCCGCACAACGUAUCGCUCACACCAUCGACCGGUGUAACAGCCGCCAACGUAUCCGUGAUGACGACAUCCUCGUCCUCAUCGUCAUCGAGGCCCACCAGCACCACGUCCUCCACAACGUCAUCCACAACAUCCACGACAACAACAACAACAACAACAACAACAACGAGAGCUCCCAGGAAACCCAAGGUGGUCUACUCGGUCGACGAUGAACCACGGUUGGUGCAGGCGGCCAAACCGGGAUACGCGCUACCAGCGCCACCAGUGCCGUACGACGAACCGUUGGACAGUUCCGGGCGGUUGCGCGUCGACGAACCGCUCGUCCAGCUGUCGAAGGAGUACAUCGCACCGGGGACCGGGCCGAACCGGCGCUUCGAAUACGUCCUACCGAUCGUGACGCUCAUCUUCGUUGUGCCACUGCUGCUGGGGCUGUUUCUGCUUUCGUACCGGCGCGCCAAAGAGUUCUGGUUGACGCGCCACUACCGCCGGAUGGACUUUCUCAUCGAUGGGAUGUACAACUACUAGGCGACAGAAUGGAGAAUGCAAGUGCCUGUCCUCAAAUUCCUGCUUCCCGCUUUCCCGAUUCACACCCAGCUCGGUUUAGAUAGUAAAAAAAAAACGGAGAGAGAGAGAGAGAGAGAGAGAGAGAGAGAGAGAGAGAGAGUGCACCUCAGGUGCACGCACAGUGAUUGAUUUCGAAAUUAAGAUUGGUGCGUUCCUGGACUGGAGGAUAAGAUGGCACCGAGUAGCAGCAGUAGCAGCAGGAGCAGCAGGAUGAAGCUAGUUGUUAAGUAGUUAACUUACAGGGAUCUUUGUGGAGGGGCCGGGGUCUCGGGCUCGGGCUCGGCUCUCGGUGAUGUAUCUUCCGUUUUUUUUACAAGAUUUUUCCCCGUUUCCCGGUUGUUUCGGAUGUAAGGUUUUAUUCGGUAGUUUUGCUAACAAAAACGAACAAAGAAAAAAACAAAAAACACAAAA
This is a messenger RNA of Anopheles aquasalis, 1969 nucleotides long. RefSeq names its product putative protein TPRXL. Lineage: Eukaryota; Metazoa; Arthropoda; Insecta; Diptera; Culicidae. The record is from RefSeq and is a predicted model, not a curated record.